This is a messenger RNA of Alosa alosa (allis shad), 1363 nucleotides long. It is a transcript of the gene ccl25a, whose product is annotated as chemokine (C-C motif) ligand 25a. Lineage: Eukaryota; Metazoa; Chordata; Actinopteri; Clupeiformes; Clupeidae. Gene Ontology annotation, biological process: cellular response to interleukin-1; neutrophil chemotaxis; lymphocyte chemotaxis. The record is from RefSeq and is a predicted model, not a curated record. Gene Ontology annotation, cellular component: extracellular region. The transcript is spliced from 5 exons. Bases 53 to 343 code for a protein of 96 amino acids. Gene Ontology annotation, molecular function: chemokine activity; CCR chemokine receptor binding.
AGCCUCAAAAAGGAGUUAUCCAAAGACCAGCAGACAAAGCUCUGAAACAGCCAUGAGGUUCUACACGCUUCUCUUCCUUGUCAUUCUCACCUGUUUGUACCUGACUGUGGCACAAGGUUCCUAUGAGGACUGCUGCCUAAAGUAUGCAAAGAAGCCCUCCCAUCAUGUCAGGAGAAUGGUCAUAAGCUACCGGAAGCAAGAGCUAGAUGGAGGAUGCAACAUCCCUGCCACUGUGUUUUCGAUUAAGCGGAGGGGUCGUCAAGGUCGAGUGUUCUGUGCCGACCCAAAGCAGCUUUGGGUGCGGGAGCUCAUGAAGAAACUUAACAAGAAGAGCAUAGGAUGAUGGAGAGAGAGAGAGAGAGAGAGAGAGAAAGAGAGAGAGAGACAGUGUUAACAGCGUAUAGUGAACAAGAUUUCCACCUCCUCCACGUUUUUGGACACAGAGUCCGUUUGCCUCCCCUGCUCAUCUGAUCUCGUCCUCCUGCUUAGCCAAACUCUUCUUUUGUUAUUGCCUCUUUUGCAGACACACAGACUGGUAUCUUGCCAAUGAGACACACCACUGGCAAAUUGACACAACUAAAACAGGCAGUGAUGCUGGCUGAGGGCCCACUAUUAUUGAAAGAGAGAGAGAAAGAGACAGAAAGAGAGAAAGAGAGAGAGAGAGACAUCCAAUGUAACUGAAAAUUGUGACUGCACAUUAUUGACACCUUGUAAUCUGUGUGUGUGUGUGUGUGUGUGUGUGUGUGUGUGUGUGUGUGUGUGUGUGUGUGUGUGUGUGUGUGAGUAGAACAGUAUGCUUCUCCGUUUCAAUGAUCACAUUAUCACAGAAAAUGUUUGAACAAGCCCGAGUGAAUCUCACAUCUUCAUCUUCAGAGGCGUUUACUCCUUUUUACCACUGACAAACAGGCAAGGACAGGACAGGGAAAGAAUGUCUCUCAGAUACUUAAUCAAGGACAACCUUUUGACUUUGGAGUGUUUUACAAAGAAUCUAGAUUUAUGUAAUAAUCAGUGUAGAAAUUCACCAGCUGAUGGCUUAAUACAUUUUUCUUGUCUCUUGUGUUAUAUUAUUGCACUUGAAAUAUGCAUAUUAUAAGUGAAGUCUAUCAUAAAGACCUGUGGGUAGAAGCUGAUGUGAAACAAUGUUUUAAUGUAAUGCUGCGGUGAGUUUGUAAGCAGAAGUUAUAUCUUUAUUGUUGUGGUGUAACAAAUGCUGUAAUCAAAUUGCAUGUCCAUUUUAUAGCAUCCUAAAAGCUCAAAGGUUAAUAGCCCUGUUAACUUCUGGAGUGCCUUAAUGUAUGUACUGAGGUUAUCUUUCUUUGUUGCCUUUUUUUUGUAGAAAUUGUUAAUAAAAGUUUAAAAACAA